Messenger RNA from Gekko japonicus, 525 nucleotides. RefSeq names its product collagen alpha-1(V) chain-like. Lineage: Eukaryota; Metazoa; Chordata; Lepidosauria; Squamata; Gekkonidae. The transcript has 4 exons. Gene Ontology annotation, molecular function: extracellular matrix structural constituent. The annotation marks the transcript as partial. The record is from RefSeq and is a predicted model, not a curated record.
AUGGCCAGUACUGAGAAGAAGAGGGGGGCGCUUGUGACGGAGGGGACUGAGAUGAGGCUGUUGAAGCUGACGCCGGCGGUGGACCCCAAGGCCCCCAAGGCCAAGCAGAGUGAACAGCCGCUCAAGAAUGGCCUGCUGAGCCGCAUCGUCCUCAUCGGGAAAAGCGAGAGCCGGCGCAGGCCGCUUUGGAGGAGCCUUGGGGAAAUGACCCUUGUUUUGCGGAGUAAAAUGGCCCGUUGGCCCAAAGAGCAGCCUGGCACGUGGCAUGGCCAUUUCAAAUGGGGUUCCUUGCUCUCCUACGUCGAUUCGGAGGGCAACCCCAUUGGAGUGGUGCAGAUGACGUUCCUGAGGCUCUUGAGUGCUUCUGCCCACCAGAACGUCACCUACAGCUGCUUCCAGUCAGUGGCGUGGCGUGACGACUCCACAGGCAACCACGACAGGGCCAUCCGCUUCCUGGGCUCCAACGACGAAGAGAUGUCCUAUGACAACAACCCCUUCAUCAGGGCUGUCGUCGAUGGCUGCGCG